AAGAAAAUGAUGAUGAAAAGAUAAAAAAGAAAAAAGAGAAUAAGAAAAAGGUGAACAAGAAAAAAGAGAACAAGGAAAAGAAAGACAAAGAAGAAAAAAACAAGGAAGAAAUAAAUGAAGAAAAGGUAAAUGAAUAA
Molecule: messenger RNA, 137 nt
Organism: Cetraspora pellucida
Lineage: Eukaryota; Fungi; Glomeromycota; Glomeromycetes; Diversisporales; Gigasporaceae
Source: the annotation of a GenBank genome assembly